Messenger RNA from Rotaria sp. Silwood2, 1491 nucleotides. The record is from the annotation of a GenBank genome assembly. NCBI's taxonomy places the organism in Eukaryota, Metazoa, Rotifera, Eurotatoria, Philodinida, Philodinidae.
AUGAUUAUAUUCAAUAGAUUUGUAUGUAAUCGUUGGUUAGAUAGGAGAGAAGAUGAUGGUAAAAUAGAACUUGAUUUAACACCAUCAGAAGUAACCAAGAAAGCUGGUGUUAUUCCAUAUGAAAUCUCAGUUUUUACAGGUGAUUUAUAUGGAGCUGGUACUGAUGCGAAAAUAUUUAUUCAAAUGUAUGGUUUAUAUGGUAAAACUGAAGAAAUUGUUUUCAAAAAUUUUCAAGGCGAUCGACUGCAACGUCUUAAUCAAAUUAGUUCAGCUGAUCCAAAUAUUGAAGAAUAUUGGUUUGUUUGUCGGCAAUGGUUUGACAAGAUAAAAAUUGCAACACCAACUCGAGUUGAUGUUGUACAAGAUGAAAUGGGUGUUACUGCUUCAACAAUUGCAACAGAGGCGGUAUCAACCUGUCAUUUUAUACUGCUUAUGGGAUAUUACAAUCUCCAAAGAUUUGCUCUCCUCUAUCAUACACCGGCUCAUUAUACAUCAUCAUCAGAAACAGCAUCAGAAGAGCCAUCAACAUCAGGUUCAUCAUCAGGUUCAUCAUCUCCUCAACAAAUAGUAUGGACAGCAAUGUCUGCAUUGGUAGACUUGCUGAAGAAAAUAGGGGAAGAGUUAAUUGUAUUUAUCCCUUCUACACUCGAUACACAAGUCGAAUACAUCGACUUUAGUUUAUUUAAUAAUCUUAAAAUACUCGUUGGUGGUAGUGUUGAUCAUGAUUAUGAUUUAAUUCAUAAUGGUUUUAAUUUAUUAAAUGAUGAAAAUAAUAAUCAUGAAAUUCUAACUGAACUUGAACAACAUCCAUCAUUUUAUUUAAUCCAAAAAUUAAACAAUAAUAUAAAAAUUUUAAAACCUAUGACAUUUUAUCAAUCAAAACAAUUUACAAAAUUAGGAUUGAAAGGUGUAGAUGUACCUGAACCACCGUGUUUAUUCGUCAAAUAUGAUUGUUUAUUAAAUGUUGCUAAUAUAUUCAUCGAGUUAUAUAUUAAUUCAUCUACAACAUACUGUCUUGCUUCAAUGUAUAUUAACUUUAAUGAUGAUGAUGUACAAUAUCUCUGGAAAUUGGAGCACCGUGAAAUUAAUGAAGCACAAUUGGAUAUGAGAGCAAAUUCUUUGGAGUUAGAUUGGUUGAACAAAUCUGUUGAUUUUAUUUCUUCUCAAAUUAAUGAUGAUAAAACUUCUGAAUUAUCUGAUGAACAAGAAAAUUCUGAAUUAUCAAUUGAACAAGAAAAUUCUAGCAGUUUAAAUGUAGCUAAUCAAUUGCGAUAUGAUUUAAUUGAAAAACCAAUGACAAUGUUCAAAUCAAAUUUAAAUAAAACUCAAGUAGUUCUUCAUGUUAAAUUUAAUCAGUUGGUUAAUAUACAUUCAGUUUCAAUUAAAGCAUCAGAAAAUAAUGGUCCUAAAACUAUAAAGUUAUUAUUAAAUCAAGAAACAGUUGACAUUGAUUAUGUUAAUACAAAUGAACCGAUUGAAACUAUCGAGUAA